GUUCUCACCUUUCUUUGAUAUCUUCUCUAAGGAGUCGUUGGUUAUUGGCAGUUAUCAACCCUUUUGCGGCAUUGGUGUAUUACCUUGACCCGUUGAGUGACAUGAAUGUCAAUCUAGGAAUGAAGAAUGUUAUCGAAAUUCCCAUGAAGAUAUUUUAUGCUCAAAAAGGUGUAAAUAGUCAUAAAAAAGUACAUUGGCAAGUCACUCAAUGUCCAAGUCAAGCAAGAGUUGAGGAGUCUGGAUAUUACAUCAUGAAAUACAUGAAAGAUAUCAUUGGAACUCCCAUCAAUACAAUUAAAGAUAAGUUCAAGGAAAAAGAUUCAUACACUCAAGCAGAGCUUGAUGAAGUUCGAGUAGAGUGGGCAGAAGUGGUUGACUCAUAUAUCCAAGCAAAUGAAGAGUAACUGGAAUACAAGAGUAAUCAAAGUACAAGUAGGAAAGGAAAGAAUAAUCCUAGUAGGAAAGGAAAGAAGUAUCCUAAUUUAAUUAUACUUCCUAAUAUCCCCCCGCAAGCUGAUCAACGG
Messenger RNA from Cuscuta campestris, 524 nucleotides. The record is from the annotation of a GenBank genome assembly. NCBI's taxonomy places the organism in Eukaryota, Viridiplantae, Streptophyta, Magnoliopsida, Solanales, Convolvulaceae.